This is a messenger RNA of Temnothorax curvispinosus, 1339 nucleotides long. RefSeq names its product COMM domain-containing protein 10 (gene Vlet). Lineage: Eukaryota; Metazoa; Arthropoda; Insecta; Hymenoptera; Formicidae. The transcript is spliced from 4 exons. The record is from RefSeq and is a predicted model, not a curated record. Bases 318 to 911 code for a protein of 197 amino acids.
GCAACCUAGGUAGCUGCACUAUCACGAUCGAGUGCAAAUCGUGCAGAACCUGUGUGGUAAUCUUUCCAAGUUGAGAUAAAAGCAUCUAAAUCUUACAUGAUCUAUGGUUAAAGCAUGAUCAAUGAGCGACAUGAGCAUGUUUAGUGUUUUAGUAUGAAUUGGGAAUGUCAAGAAUUCAUAACGUCACGUGCCUGAGUUUCAUCCAUUUUUCAAGGCCAGUUUCAUCCUUUUUUUUGGAGAGAAAUGAGAAUGACACAACAAUAGAAAUAUUAUGAGAAAAGUGAUAUAUAAGAAUUUGUCUCGCCUAUGCCUAUAAGAUGGCUGCUUGGAUCAACAUAACUACAAAACUGGAGCAAGGUUUGAAGAUAGUGGCUCGAGUGGAUAACAGCAAAUUUCGGCUUCUCGUCAACCGCAUAUGCCAGACUCUACAGACCAGCAUUGACACAAAGGUGUUCAGUGAAGAGGAAGAAGAAAAGCUGCUAGUUUCGUUAGAUUUGACGAAAGAUGAAUUAGCUGUCCUGCUGGAUACUAUUACGUCUAUCUAUACGCAGGCUGCAUGUAACGUUGUCAAAUCAUCUGUCAUGGAAACAGUCAUGAAAGACAAUUUCAAAUUAGAUGAAGAGAAAAUAUCGAUCUUUACAAAUGCCUGGAUGACUUAUGGAAAAGGCAUUGUGGAGAAUCUUAGGCAACAGUCUAUUUUUCCUAUUCAGGUGAAAGAUAUCAACUGGUGCCUAAAUGUGCAAUCAUCGUCUUCUGCAAUUUCCAAAGAUGCACAACCUGUAGCGUUGCUCCAACUAGGUCUUACUGGUGAUAAAACAUCUACGUUAACAACGGAGUUUGACAAGAAGCAAUUGACAGAGCUGUAUUACAAUUUAGAGAAAAUUCAAAGUCAGCUAGAUGCUCUUAAAUAAUAGACGGUACUCCAUCUCCAUGAAUCUUCUCCACACGCGGACUUCUGUUAGGCAAGACAUUUUCGAGGCUCGCGGUGUGACUGUUGUCUUCGACGAAUUGAAAAUUGAUCUUCCCUUGAUUCACGGUGUAUUUCUCGCUGCCUGAUCUCGCGUUCUGCUUCCUCUCGCCGGGAGGUAAGGUUUCCAAAAUUUCGGGCGUUUUACGGAUAAAUAUUCGCGCCUUGCACACCACCAGUACCACGACUAUUAUCAUCAGGAAGAGGAUCACGGCCGUCAGGGUCCCCACGAUCCAUCCUAGUUUCUCAUCUGCGCGCAAUACAAGACGUGCGGAAAAUUAUCUCUCGUGUUGGCGACAAAUAUUAAAAAUUACAAUUGUGUAAUUUAAUUAAGAAGAAAUAUAAAUAUGAGGAAUUAAUAUAGAUUUCUGA